Molecule: messenger RNA, 1431 nt
Organism: Bactrocera tryoni
Lineage: Eukaryota; Metazoa; Arthropoda; Insecta; Diptera; Tephritidae
Exons: 2
Coding region: 1-1431 (476 amino acids)
Source: RefSeq, a predicted model, not a curated record
AUGCCUUCUAAAAUGAAAACCAGAAAGAAGUAUCCUGUGCCAUUUUUAAAAGCAGGAUUGUUAUUCCUGUAUGUGAUCCUACUAAGCAAAUGCGAAGAUGUUAUUGCACAACCCUACAAACAACAACGCUGUUCGAGUCGCUUAGAAAAUGCCUUAGAGCACAUGCGUCGCCGUAGCAUACCAGCGAAAAGUUCAAGAUCAUUCUCUGGUGAAACUCCAUACACACUCUAUCAAACAUUCUACGGUCAAAAUAGUGAACCAGAAGAUGACUUUUACUCUGGUGGCGAUCGCGGUUAUUAUGCAAAAAAUAUUCAGCGCCAACCUCAAAGCGAGUCGCCGGCAUACAUGGGAAGAUUCAAUAAUUUGUUCUCCUCAGACUACUCGUAUAAUAGAAGGCAACCACAUAAAUUAGCUGCCGUCUCCAGCGUAGACGUUGAGGAUUUGAGAGUGCGUCUGCCGUCGAAAUCGACUAGUGCGCGUUGGGUUGAAGUCGAUAAAUGCAGAUUCAGUACACAAAACUCAACGCUAGACACGCGUCUCAUAUUCCCCGAUUUGACAAUUAGUGGCAAAGUAGUACUACAACCAACUGGUGGUAAAUGUCACAUGAUUUUACGCUUACGUCGAGCCGGUAUUGAAUUUCGUACCAUUCCAAUUGGUUUUGAAAAUGUCGCAAAUGAGGAAUCGCGCCGAAUUGGUGCCGCUUCGGUGCGCACGGAUUCUCAUUUCGCUGAGCCUGGUUUUAUAUCAGUUUUUGCUCACGGAUGUCAGGGUCCCUCAGGUGUGAGAUUGCGGCAAAAUUCAAAGCGCCGAUUUGGUUUUGAAAGUGAAACAGCCACUCAGGGAACAGUAAAACCACCAGCUGUAGAACUUUCCGAGCCUCAUGUGGUUUUGGGUACGGCCGCUACGCAAACACAAGUAUCUGGAAAUCGUUGGCGUAAAUAUUACAAUCCCUAUGCGUAUGAUAUACGAAGUGAGAAGUACCAAAAAACAAAUCGCCGGAGUCACGACCGUCACUGGCGCGAAAAUGGACAGUCUAAUGAAAAUGUAUUUUAUGAUACUCGUGAUAAUGAGAAUUUGGAUCAUGCGCAGUUCCGCGAAAAACGCGAGAGUAAUCAAUUUCGGCCAGAAAUGAGUAAAACGGAUUGGAAGGAUGAGUUCAGUUUCGAUGACGACAUACUCAGCAUAUCCGAUGACUUGCAAGACCUAAUAGCUCCAGAUGCUAGAGCUUUUGCAGAUCUUUUCAGUGAUGACUUCGAGCGGGGAAACGUGCGCGAUCGAGAUGAGGCGGGAGACGCUUUCUCCAGUGAAUUAGAGAAGAUUUUUUCAAUGGGUGUACGGGGCUUACUAACUACAUAUAUGCAACGGGCACUUCAACCUGCUAUUAAGGAAACCUUAAUGGAAAAUAUGGGUUACACCUUGAGUUAUGGCUGA